UUCACAACCCCAUCAAAGUGUCUCAACUUGUGAAGGUGAAGACCUUCAAAGAAUACUGUCGGUGGAAUAACCUCAUUUAUAACGGAUUUUAUUGCGUUGACAGCCAAAGAUGUGGAAGUCAGUUGUGGGCCACGAUGUGAGCAUGAAGGUGGCUGCAGAGGGGGAUGACUGGGAGACAGACCCUGACUUUGAGAAUGACGUCUCAGAGCAGGAGCAGCGGUGGGGAGCAAAGACCAUCGAGGGCUCGGGCCGUAAGGAGCACAUCAGUGUCGCAGAGCUCAGGAACAAAGUGGCUGUGGAGCACGAGAAGGGGAAGCAGAAGGAUCAGACUCCCAAGGCGUCGUAUGGAUAUGGAGGGAAGUUUGGAGUGGAGAAGGACAGAAUGGACAAGGCGGCUCUGGGGCACGACUACGUGGCUCAGGUUGAGCAGCACUCCUCCCAGAAAGACGCAGCGAAAGGCUUCGGCGGGAAAUUCGGUGUUCAGAAAGACCGCGUCGACAAGUCUGCCAUGGGCUUUGAAUACAAAGGAGAGGUGCAGCAACAUGCGUCUCAGAAAGAUCACUCAAAGGGAUUUGGAGGAAAGUACGGGGUGGAGAAGGAGAAAGUGGACAAGGCUGCUUUGGGGUAUGACUAUAAAAGCCAGACAGAGAAACACCAGUCACAGAAAGACUACGCUAAGGGCUUUGGAGGGAAGUACGGGGUGGAGAAGGAGAAGGUGGACAAAGCUGCUCUGGGCUACGAUUAUAAAGGAGAAACAGAAAAACACCAGUCACAGAAAGAUUACUCAAAGGGAUUUGGAGGGAAGUACGGUGUGGAGAAGGAGAAGGUGGACAAAGCUGCUCUGGGCUACGACUAUAAAGGCGAGACGGAGAAACACCAGUCACAGAAAGAUUAUUCCGCAGGGUUUGGAGGUCGUUAUGGAGUACAGGCAGACCGCAUGGAUAAGAGUGCAGCUGGCUUCUCAGACAUCGACUCCCCUACCUCAGCCUAUGAAAAGACACAACCAAUAGAGGCCUCAAGUUCCGGAGCGGGGAAACUGAAGGCCCGUUUUGAGAACAUGGCCAAGGCGUCAGAGGAGGAGAACCGGAAGAAAGCAGAAGAAGAGCGAGCGAGAAGACAAGCCAGAGAGAGCGGCGAGCGAGAGGCAGCCAAACGCAGACAGGAGGAGGAGAGAAGCAGAGAGCAGGAAAGUCAUCCACCACCUGUUCCAGAUGUGGAGCCAGAGCGCUUCAUGCCACAACAAGAAACCCACCAGUACAUGCCUGAGAUACAGGAAAUACCAGAACCAGAACCAGAGGAGCCAGAGUACGAAGAGCCACCAGCUCUGCCCCCGCGCGGUGACGACACGGAUGAGGAAGUGGACGCUCCGCCGCUACCUGGCAGAUCAGCAUAUGUGGAGGAGGAAGAGGACGCUCCACCAUUACCUGGCAGAUCAGCGUAUGUGGAGGAGGAAGAGGAGGAAGUGGACGCUCCACCAUUACCAGGCAGAUCAGCAUAUGUGGAGGAGGAAGAGGAGGGCGGGGGAGAGUACGAGGACCUUUGUGAACCGCCUCCUGUGCCGACAGAGACGGAUAACGACUAUGAAGACCUGACGUGUGGCCUGCAGGCCGUCGCACUUUAUGACUAUGAAGGAGAGGCUGACGACGAGAUCUCCUUCAACCCGGAUGACAUCAUCACCAACGUCGAGAUGAUUGACGAGGGAUGGUGGAAGGGAGAGUGUAACGGACGCGUCGGCCUGUUCCCGGCUGCUUAUGUUCAGAUGAAGGACUGAGAUACAUGCUCAGUGGAAUCCUGCAGAUUUUUAAGGUUCUUCAAACUGUUUAUUUGGACUCUGUAUUUAUCACUGCAAAUUUGUACCAAAUGACUUCUAAUGAAAUGCUUUUAAUCACUGAGGCUGCGUGAGAAACGAGGACGUACAUCAUGUAUCAAUGCACUGAUUGAACAAAAUAAAAGUUCUACAGACGA
This is a messenger RNA of Labrus bergylta (ballan wrasse), 1965 nucleotides long. RefSeq names its product hematopoietic cell-specific Lyn substrate 1 (gene hcls1). Lineage: Eukaryota; Metazoa; Chordata; Actinopteri; Labriformes; Labridae. The record is from RefSeq and is a predicted model, not a curated record. Gene Ontology annotation, molecular function: actin filament binding. Gene Ontology annotation, cellular component: actin filament; cortical actin cytoskeleton; plasma membrane. Gene Ontology annotation, biological process: regulation of actin filament polymerization.